Messenger RNA from Candidozyma duobushaemuli, 1098 nucleotides. It is a transcript of the gene RCL1, whose product is annotated as rRNA-processing endoribonuclease. Gene Ontology annotation, molecular function: RNA endonuclease activity. Lineage: Eukaryota; Fungi; Ascomycota; Pichiomycetes; Serinales; Metschnikowiaceae. The record is from RefSeq and is a predicted model, not a curated record. The transcript has a single exon. Gene Ontology annotation, biological process: endonucleolytic cleavage of tricistronic rRNA transcript (SSU-rRNA, 5.8S rRNA, LSU-rRNA); ribosome biogenesis. Gene Ontology annotation, cellular component: nucleolus. Bases 1 to 1098 code for a protein of 365 amino acids.
AUGGCUGGAGUUAUUGUUUUCGAAGGAGCCAGACAUUUCCGUCUCCGCCUUGUCCUCUCCGUCUUGGCCGGCCAGCAAAUCAAAAUAACGAAAAUCCGUUCAGAUGACAUGAACCCCGGUUUAAGAGACCAUGAGGUAUCCUUCCUCAGACUUCUAGAGGCUGUCACCAAUGGAUCCAAUAUCGAGAUUUCAUACACCGGUACGACGGUCUCUUUCAAGCCAGGCAUGAUCAUUGGUGGCCAACUCACACACAACUGCACUGGAAAGAAGCCCAUUGGCUACUUCUUGGAACCCAUGCUCUACCUUGCCCCAUUUUCAAAGAAGAAGUUCUCCAUAAUAUUCAAGGGACUCACAAGCUCAGAUACAACCCAAGACGCCGGCUUAGAGGCCAUCAAAUGGGGUCUCAUUCCUGUCAUGGAGAAGUUCGGUGUCAGGGAAGUCGAACUCCACAUUCUCAAGAGAGGAUCACCUCCGUUAGGUGGAGGAGAGGUCCACCUUCUUUGCAACUCCCUCAUAUUACAGCCUUUGACAGUGCAUGCUUUGGAAACUCCAAAGAUGUCUGCCAUUAGAGGUGUCGCCUACUGUACCAGAGUGUCUCCAUCUGUGGUGAACAGAAUCAUUGAAGCUGCCAGAAAGGUUUUGAAACCAACUGGUGUUGAGGUCAACAUCACCGCCGAUGUCUGGAGAGGAGAAAACUCAGGUAAAUCUCCAGGGUUCGGUGUCACCUUGGUCGCUGAAUCCAAGAGAGGCUGGAGAAUAUUUGCUGAAGGAACUGGUGUGGCUGGCUCUCUACCAGAAGACUUGGGUGAAAAAGUCGCUUACGAGCUUCUUGAAGAACUCACGAAAAGUGCUGUUUUGGGUAGAAACCAGCUUAAGUUGGCUUUGGCAUUGAUGGUGAUUGGAAAAGAGGAUGUGGGCAGAUUGAAGAUCCACAAGGCUCAGAUUGACGAGCUGUUUGUGUGGUUCUUGAGAGAUAUCAAAAACAUAUUUGGCACCGAAGCUUUCUUGAAGGAUGGCGCCGAAGAAGGAGAGGACAAUUACAUGACUGUUGCCAUCAAGGGUAAUGGCUUUACGAGUGCCUCCAAGAAGAGGGCCUAA